Messenger RNA from Dromaius novaehollandiae (emu), 3580 nucleotides. It is a transcript of the gene MPPED2, whose product is annotated as metallophosphoesterase domain containing 2. Bases 1413 to 2297 code for a protein of 294 amino acids. The record is from RefSeq and is a predicted model, not a curated record. The transcript is spliced from 13 exons. Gene Ontology annotation, molecular function: hydrolase activity. Lineage: Eukaryota; Metazoa; Chordata; Aves; Casuariiformes; Dromaiidae.
CCGGCCCCGGCCCCGGCCCCGGCCGAGGCGGCGGUCCCUGGCGCCCCGGCGGUCCCUCGCGGCGAGGCGGAGCGGAGCGCGGGGCGGGGGCGGACACACGCACAGUCCGUGAGCCGCGGCCCGCGCUCUGCCAGGCCGCCCCGCCGCGGCGGGAGCCGCCGGGCGCUGGGGGAGACCUGCCUCCGCGGCAGCUCUGUGCCCAGGCCGCGGCUGUGAGCGCGGGCGUCCCCGGCCCGCUCCCAGCCCCCUCUCGCCCCAGACCCUGCCUGCUGCAGGCCCCCAGCCUGCUUCCAACUCCCUCUCACCCCAGAUCCCCUCCCGCCCUGGCCCCCAUCUUACCCCAGACCCCCAUCCUGCUCCUGGCACCCACAAAUGCAGCCUGCGUGACAGCGUGUGUCAGGGAGCGAAGCUGAAUAUGUGUUCAGCAAGUUCUUACUCUCUGUCGUCAGUUAGCUUUAUAAGCAUAAAGUGAGGCUCAAGCAUUGUUGGACACACAGGGUGGUAUCAGCCUAGGGAGGGUUUCGCAUCUGGUUUGCGACCCAAGUGACUGACGCUGACUGCUUCGUCUUGCAGGCACACCAAGGUUACUGACUAUGGGUAAAUGAUAUCACCACUCCAUGAGAACCCUUCAAAAAUCAACCAACCAAGGAGGAAGCCUUCUUAUGGAAUUGAGAGGUCUGUACUCCUUUCUGCAUAAUAGUGCAAGCUUAACAGGAGGAAUAACAGGAAUCUCCUUCUACCUUGGUACAUACCCUGGGUGAAAGGCUGUUUCCUUGGAGCUGGGAAACGUAGACUUGAACCUUGUCAGGGUGAGUAUAUUCAGCAGUGCUCCGUGACGGUGAUGUUGGCUGUGCAUCCAGGCUGUGGAUGUCAAGACUUCUCCUGACACUCUGUCAGAUCUGACCUGAGCACAUCUCAUCUCCCAUGGGUCCUGCUCUCCUCUGGAAGGAAACUGAGGUGUCUGAGCAAGAAGGGAGAGGAAGUACGAUUGUGACCCAGCUGAGAUUAUUUGGAGGGGCAAGAGCCCAGACAUUGUUGUGACAGCGGCUGUGAGAAAUCUCUCUUCACAGAUCUCCAAACGUCCAAUAGACAAGUGGCUGAAGUGGAAGUUUCUUAUUCUACAGGUCUGCUCCCUCCCCAGAACUGCUCCAUCAUGUGCAAUGAAUGAGGGGAAAAUUGAAGAAAACAUUUAAUUCAACCUUAAAUGAGCACAAAAAGAUGACUGCUGAUUCCUUACUUCCUGUGCUUAAGAGAACUGGAAGCUGCAUCUCUCAGGAAAAUUGUCUCAAAUACCAGAAGUCCACAGAGUGGAUGAGGAGGUGCUUGGACUUGGCAGCUGCCUGGAGCACGAUGCCCUACCCUGCUCUCGGCCUUGGGAAGUUGUGAAUUGCUCAUGUCCAUAAGGAGGAAGGAUGGCUCAUGGAAUUCCUUCUCAAGGCAAAGUUACCAUAACAGUGGAUGAAUAUAGCUCCAAUCCAACGCAGGCAUUUACACACUACAAUAUUAAUCAGAGCAGGUUCCAGCCUCCACAUGUGCAUAUGGUCGACCCUAUUCCAUAUGACACUCCAAAACCAGCGGGCCACACGCGAUUUGUCUGCGUCUCAGACACGCACUCCAGAACAGAUGGCAUCCAGAUGCCUUAUGGGGACAUCCUUCUCCACACGGGCGAUUUCACCGAACUGGGACUGCCCUCAGAGGUUAAGAAGUUUAAUGACUGGUUAGGAAACCUGCCGUAUGAAUAUAAAAUAGUGAUUGCUGGGAAUCAUGAACUGACAUUUGAUAAGGAAUUCAUGGCAGACCUUGUUAAACAAGAUUACUACCGCUUUCCCUCUGUGUCCAAAUUGAAACCAGAGGACUUUGACAAUGUUCAGUCACUCCUGACAAAUAGUAUUUACUUGCAAGAUUCAGAGGUAACAGUUAAAGGAUUCCGAAUAUAUGGUGCCCCUUGGACACCAUGGUUUAACGGAUGGGGCUUUAACCUACCCAGAGGUCAGUCUUUGCUAGACAAGUGGAACCUUAUCCCUGAGGGUAUUGAUAUACUAAUGACACAUGGACCUCCCCUUGGUUUUCGGGACUGGGUCCCAAAGGAGCUGCAGAGAGUUGGUUGUGUGGAGCUGUUGAACACAGUGCAGAGGCGAGUAAGGCCCAAACUCCACGUCUUUGGUGGAAUUCACGAAGGUUAUGGCAUUAUGACAGACGGUUACACAACGUACAUCAAUGCCUCAACGUGUACAGUCAGCUUUCAACCAACCAAUCCGCCAAUUAUAUUUGACCUUCCGACCCCUCAAGGAUCAUGAAGCACUACUGCACAUUUGGAACUGGGAAGGUCUAUAAACUGCCAUUUUCUAAUUAUAAAACUUGCAUUCUCUUACAUGUUUAUUUCAAAAUAAUUAUGUAGGGGCAUUUUGUUUGAGGGACUGGGGAGGGGUGUUUUGGGGCUUUUUUUUUUUUUUUUUUUGUAAAUUGCUGGUACAAAAGAAAAAGAGGAAGAAGUUAGAGGUUGUGCUUUUUGGAAAUGCAGCAUUCAUUUUUAAUUGAUAAAGCAUUGUGAAUUUGUAAAAUGAAUUUUGUUUUUCAAUAAACUUGCCAUUGUAAAUUGUUAUAGUGUUCUCAAAAGGACAGCCAAGCUUUCUUUUAAUAAGUGAGAGACCUUAUUUUAAUAUUAUAUUAUAAGCUAAAAAAUAGGCAGCAUUUAAAAACACCCAAAUUUGCACAACUUAUGUUAUUGUCGGGGUUUUUUAAGUGUCUUCAUUUUCCCUAGGUCUAAAUGUUAGCUUUCCAUCUCUCUGUUUAUAUCAAACUUUUUUAGUAGCACAAACAAGAUUUAGGGGUCCAUUUACCUCUUGAUACAUGUGCAUGUACUGAAAAUUCUUCCUAUUAACAGUGAUAUGCAGCAAGGGGAGAAUAAACUUCUUAGUUGUUUGUCUACUUUUAUAUGUUAAAGACUGAUAUAGAUAGCCGCAGCCUGUAUGUGAUACCUACUUUUUUUUCUGUUUUUUUAAAUUAUUUUAGCUUUAAAAACUGGGGAUGAAAGCUGCAAAGGGCAGGUAUUUCACACAGUAAAAAAAAAUGUAAAUGCGGACUCCUUUUAAAUAUGAAUUUAUAUAUAUAUGUAUUUUUUGUGCAUUAUAACUAAGCUAGGAAUUUAAUAUUGCCAGUAUAGCAUCUGCAAAAUUAUGCUGUACAGCACAUCUAAAUUAUGAAGGAUGUGACACAUUUUCCAAGUGCUCAAGGCCUUCAAGAGCCUGAAUUAAAUCUUUGUUGUAGUUCAGACAUGUAUAGAGUCAAAUGGAUACAAUCAAGCCUAACUAAAAUAAGGCUUAGUUGUCCUUUAUAUUUAAAUAUUCCUCUUGUCUUAUUUCCUUUUUCUUAUUUUGCACUGUGUGUAAAUGCAAUCUUGCUAGCACAAAAUAUUGUUGCAGAUAGUUACUUCUGUUCUACCACUGUAAAUGCUAUUGAGCUUUGUUCUGUUUUAUGUUACCUUGUUAAUGGAAUUUAGAAGAGCAGUUGUUUCUUUAAAUUUAUUGUGAUAUUCUAUCUAGCGGCCUUUAUAUGCAAAUAAAAUUGCAAGAUUUUUAAA